Messenger RNA from Capsella rubella, 1848 nucleotides. Its product is annotated as potential E3 ubiquitin-protein ligase ariadne-2. NCBI's taxonomy places the organism in Eukaryota, Viridiplantae, Streptophyta, Magnoliopsida, Brassicales, Brassicaceae. Gene Ontology annotation, biological process: protein polyubiquitination; positive regulation of proteasomal ubiquitin-dependent protein catabolic process; ubiquitin-dependent protein catabolic process. Gene Ontology annotation, molecular function: ubiquitin protein ligase activity; zinc ion binding; ubiquitin conjugating enzyme binding. The transcript is spliced from 4 exons. The record is from RefSeq and is a predicted model, not a curated record. Bases 427 to 1722 code for a protein of 431 amino acids. Gene Ontology annotation, cellular component: ubiquitin ligase complex; cytoplasm.
GAUCUCUCCGUUGGUGAAUGACUUCUUCUACUACCAACAUUGAUGGCAUCGCAAGGUGGUUUGGAGUGGGUUUAUUCUCCCAACCGUAUUUCUGGUUCUAUCCUUACUCUUUGGUUCAACUCUGGUUCCUUUCGAACUAAAUGGGUUUCGUAAUAGGCUUUGCCUUAACCUCGUUCUCCUUAAUCGAUAAAGUUCAUUACAAUAACAUACUAAAAACACACGUAACUAAACCCAACACAAUUGGGCUUUCAUUAACUUCAGGCCCAUUGGCCCUUUUCUUCAUAAGUGACAUAAAGUCACGCUUCCUCGUUGCUCUUUGUCUUCUUCCUCUUUGUUUACUUCUUCUUCUUCGUUACUUCCUUCUGCAACUUCUUCUACUAACUCUUAUUUCUCAUACUUGAUUCUCUUGUGCAUGAUUGAUCAAAGAUGAGAUUCCAACAUCAAGUACGUUUAGGAGAUUUUGUUUCGAUGGCCAUGGAUAAUAAUGAUGCAAUCACCGCGGAUGAUCAUAAACGUGCGGAUCAAGACAGCAAAGACGCUCAGGAGGAUCUUGCUUCCUUGGAGAAUUCUUCUCGGAGAAUCCUCAGAGAAUCAUCUUCGGCCACAACUCAUACCUAUUUGUUAAACUCCAAGGGUUUGGUGAGUGCAGAGCUUAUUAAGGAUGAUAUGAUUCUGGUCGUUGGUUUAGGUUUGUCCCUCUGCGACUCGCUCGAUAACACCACGAAACUGGAGACUAAUAAAGCUCUGAGAAACCAGAAGCUGGCUCACCCAGAAGCUGCGGAACUGGCUGCCAUCAUUCACGGAUUGAAUUGGGCCUUGGAACUUGGUGUGGAAAGUAUCCAAUUCUUCUGUGACGACUCCUCCAAUAUCUUGGGCUACGUUACUCGUAAAGUUAUACCGAACGAGUCCAUUGUAGCAAAACUUUUGAAGCAAGUGUUUCUUCUUCAGACAAGAUUCACGUCUUGUCAGGCACUCUCUGUAAGCAGAGAUAUGACUUCUGUCGUCAAGCUAGCAAGAGAUGCUAUAGCUUCCCAAACUAGAUGGUUUGAAGGAGACACCGAGUAUGAGAGUUGUCCAGUCUGCUACGGUUACGUUUCGCCUAGUGAUAAGUUUGAGGUGCAAGGCUGCUUCCACCGCAUCUGCGUUACGUGCAUGAGGAAGCCCUUCUCAUCCGAACAAAUCCUACGAGGGAACACAGCAAUCUGCCCUUAUCCGGAUUGCGAGAAUGAUCUUGUGCCAGAAGAUUGUAGAGGUUUUGCAGAUGAUAAUGCUAUUACUCUUAUGAUCCAGCGCAAGAAGGAAAAGGCGAUCCCGGUUAAAGACAGAGUCUAUUGUCCCAACCCUUGUUGUUCGUUUUUGAUGUCGGACCUCGACCUCAACAGCCACGUAGGCAAUAAUCCUUGUCAGUUGUCAGAAGAACGGAAGUGCAAGGAGUGCGGCUUGUCUUUCUGCAAAAAAUGCCAUGUUCCAUGGCACCACAAGAAGACGUGUGAUGAGUUUAAGAAGUCGGAGUCAUACCUGAAAUCAGACCCGGCGCUUUUGGAGUCUUUUGUGAAGACACAGGGAUGUAAAAUGUGUCCCCAGUGUCAGAGCAUCAUUCAACAUGGUGGAGGGUGCAUGCAAAUGACUUGCAGAAAUUGCAAACACGACUUCUGUUACACGUGUGGGGCUGCGUGUAAAAAGAAGAAACUGACAUGUAAAUGCUCGCGUUCAGGGAAAUAAGCUUGACAUAUAUAUAUCCAAGCUAGGUUAAGCUUGACUAUAUACAUCACUCCAAAUAGUUGCUUAUAUAACUUAUGUAUAAGACAAGUGACUUGUUUUGAUGAUAUUGAAGAUAUUUAUUAGUGA